CGGACGUGCUACAACUAUAUCAGUAUACUAAGUCGAACAGGAGCAUUCACGGGUCACACACUAAAUCCAUUCAGAGCGACCGUCAACGUACACAUGCUCGUAUAACAGAGUUGAUCGCUUAUUGUUUAUCGGUUGAAUUACGGUUUACUUCCGAGUUAGAUCAACAUGGAGAACGGCCUGGAAAGCACAGGAGACAGUCGUGUGGACCAGGCUGUCACGCAGUGGCUGCAGUAUGACAAGAAUCCAAAGACGGCUGCUGCUGUGCGGACUAUGGUUAAGGAUAGAGCCAUGUCAGAGCUGCAGAAGUGUUUCGGGGCCCGUAUGGAGUUUGGCACGGCGGGACUGAGAGCCGCCAUGGGACCGGGAGUGUCCUGCAUGAAUGACCUCACCAUCAUACAGACCACACAGGGUUUCUGUGCGUACCUGGAGCAGUGCUUUACAGAUCUGAAGCAGAGAGGGGUGGUGAUCGGGUUUGAUGCUCGCGCUCACCCCCCUAGUGGCGGCAGCAGUAAAAGAUUCGCCUGUCUUGCUGCUUCUGUCUUGAUCAGCCGAGGCGUCCCAGUCUACCUCUUCAGUGACAUCACACCCACUCCAUACGUGCCUUUUACUGUAUCACAUCUAGGACUGUGUGCUGGUGUCAUGGUAACAGCCUCACAUAAUCCCAAACAAGACAACGGAUACAAGGUGUACUGGGCAAACGGAGCUCAGAUCAUUCCUCCCCAUGAUAAGGGCAUCGCCGCAGCUAUAGAACAAAAUCUUGAGCCGUGGCCUAAAUCAUGGGACACAGAUGGAGCUCUUCAGAGUUCCCUACUCAAUGACCCAUACCAGGACACACACAGAGAAUACUGCCAAACCAUACAACAGCACUGCUUUCACAGGGAGCUGAAUAAGAAUACAAAGGUGAAGGUUGUCCAUACGUCAGUUCAUGGGGUGGGCCAUAUUUUUGUCCAGGCUGCUUUUAAGGCCUUCGACCUUCAGCCUCCAUAUGCUGUGGAAGAGCAGAAAGAUCCUGACCCAGAGUUCCCCACAGUCAAAUACCCCAACCCUGAGGAAGGAGAGGGAGUCUUGAUGCUGUCCUUCGCACUGGCAGAUAAAGAGGGAGCAACUGUUAUUCUGGCAAAUGACCCUGACGCUGACCGACUAGCUAUUGCAGAGAAGCAGGAGAGUGGGCAGUGGAUGGUAUUCUCUGGGAAUGAGUUGGGUGCUUUGCUCGGAUGGUGGAUUUUCCAAUGCUGGAAGCAGCAGAAAGAAGAUGGAAAAGCCUCCAUUAAGGAUGUCUACAUGCUAUCCAGCACCGUCUCCUCAAAAAUCCUCCGUGCCAUCGCUGUGAAAGAGGGCUUCCACUUUGAGGAAACUCUAACGGGCUUUAAAUGGAUGGGAAACCGAGCCAAAGAGCUGAUGGACCAGGGAAAGACUGUUCUGUUUGCCUUUGAAGAAGCUAUUGGUUACAUGUGUUCUCCUGCAGUUUUGGACAAAGAUGGUGUAAGUGCGGCUGCCAUUGCUGGCGAGUUUGUCUCUUACCUGACUUCUAAAAAUAGAACUCUGUCCCAUCAACUCAGAUCCAUUUAUGAGGAGUAUGGUUACCACAUUUCCAAGAAUUCCUACUUCAUCUGUCAUGACCAAGACACUAUUAAACGCUUGUUCGAGCAUCUUCGGAACUAUGCCGGGGAGAAUUCGUACCCUAAAGAGUGCGGGGGCUUUGCCAUCACAGCAGUGAGAGAUCUUACGACAGGCUAUGACAGCAACCAGACAGACAACAAGGCCGUUCUGCCCACCAGUAAAAGCAGUCAGAUGAUUACCUUCACCUUUGCUAACGGGGGCGUGGCUACAAUGAGGACCAGCGGCACAGAGCCUAAAAUCAAAUAUUACACUGAGCUCUGUUCCGCACCAGGAAACAGUGAUCUUAACCAGCUGAAAACUGAACUGGAUAACUUGGUUGAUGUCAUCGUGGAACACUUCUACCAACCUGAGAAAAACAACCUGACUCCUCGACCAGAGUGAGAGACUCUAUCGCUCAGGAUUACAAGGAUCUGAUCUAAUUCAGCUAUUAGUCUUUACCUACCACACAUAACCACUCUCAUUAAAGCUUACAUAUUCUGAGUCUCAAUCUAAGGUGGUUUUCUAUAAACUUGCUCUCGCUCUUGUUUCAAGAAAUGUAGAUCAAAUCUGGUGCCACAUGAACAUGCCAAUUGCUUUUUUCAUUUUUGCACAAUUUUUUCACCUCUCAGUUUUUUAAUCUACA
This is a messenger RNA of Sinocyclocheilus grahami, 2242 nucleotides long. RefSeq names its product phosphoglucomutase-2-like. Gene Ontology annotation, molecular function: magnesium ion binding; phosphopentomutase activity. Gene Ontology annotation, cellular component: nucleus. The transcript is spliced from 13 exons. Bases 166 to 2001 code for a protein of 611 amino acids. The record is from RefSeq and is a predicted model, not a curated record. Gene Ontology annotation, biological process: purine ribonucleoside salvage; carbohydrate metabolic process. NCBI's taxonomy places the organism in Eukaryota, Metazoa, Chordata, Actinopteri, Cypriniformes, Cyprinidae.